AUGGGUCGAGUCAUCAGAAAUCAGCGAAAGGGUCGCGGCUCUAUAUUCACCGCACACACCAGAUUGAACAAAGCUCCUGCCAAGUUCCGACAGCUCGAUUAUGCCGAAGCCCACGGGUACCUCCGAGGCAUAGUAAAGGAGAUUAUCCAUGAUCCCGGCCGUGGGGCUCCCCUCGCACGAGUUCAAUUCCGCAGUCCUUACAAAUUCAAGGACCGAACCGAGACAUUCAUCGCAAACGAAGGCUUGUACACUGGUCAAUUCAUCUACGCUGGAAAGAACGCCGCCCUGACGGUCGGAAACAUCCUCCCAGUCGGACAACUCCCCGAGGGUACGGUGGUGUCGAAUGUGGAAGAGAAGACUGGUGAUCGAGGUGCUUUGGGACGAACAUCUGGCAACUAUGUCACAGUGAUUGGACACAACCCCGACGAGGGAAAGACUCGAGUCAAGCUUCCCAGUGGCGCGAAGAAAGUCAUUCUCAGCUCAGCCAGAGGAAUGGUCGGGAUCGUGGCAGGUGGUGGUCGUACAGACAAGCCAAUGUUGAAGGCAUCACGCGCAAAGCACAAGUUCGCCGUCAAGCGGAACUCCUGGCCCAAGACUCGUGGUGUUGCUAUGAACCCUGUCGACCAUCCUCACGGUGGUGGUAACCAUCAGCACAUCGGUAAAGCCUCCACCAUCUCCAGAUACGCUGCUCAAGGUCAAAAGGCCGGUCUCAUUGCUGCCAGAAGAACUGGUCUCCUUCGUGGUACUCAGAAGACAAAGGACUAG
Messenger RNA from Exophiala aquamarina CBS 119918, 765 nucleotides. Its product is annotated as 60S ribosomal protein L2. The record is from RefSeq and is a predicted model, not a curated record. NCBI's taxonomy places the organism in Eukaryota, Fungi, Ascomycota, Eurotiomycetes, Chaetothyriales, Herpotrichiellaceae. The coding region runs from base 1 to 765 and encodes 254 amino acids. The transcript has 5 exons. Gene Ontology annotation, cellular component: cytosolic large ribosomal subunit; ribosome. Gene Ontology annotation, molecular function: RNA binding; structural constituent of ribosome. Gene Ontology annotation, biological process: cytoplasmic translation.